Molecule: messenger RNA, 711 nt
Organism: Striga hermonthica
Lineage: Eukaryota; Viridiplantae; Streptophyta; Magnoliopsida; Lamiales; Orobanchaceae
Source: the annotation of a GenBank genome assembly
AUGUAUGUGGACCCAUGGAAGUGGAGUCUCGGUGGUAGCAGAUAUUUCGUGACGUUUAUUGAUGAUGCUUCACGGAAAUUAUGGGUAUAUUUCUUGAGAACAAAGGACGAAGUUUUCAAGUACUUCAAAAGGUUUCAUGCUAUGGUGGAGAGACAGACUGGUAAACCUUUGAAGUGUCUUCGCUCAGAUAAUGGAGGAGAGUACUCUUCCCAUGAAUUCAAGAAUUAUUGUCCUGAUCAUGGAAUCAGGCAUGAGAAGACUGUACCUGGAACCCCACAACAUAAUGGUAUGGCUGAAAGAAUCAAUAGAACCAUUAUGGAGAAAGUGAGGUAUGAUAUGUUGAUAGUGGGACAAGAUAUGAAGUUGAUUGGUGAUUUGAAGAAGGACUUAGCAAAUUCUUUUGAUAUGAAGGAUCUCGGCCCUGCGAAUCAAAUUUUGGGCAUGCAGAUCAAGCGAAAACGAAAAUCCAAGAGGUUGUGGUUAUCGCAAGAACGUCAGAGCGCAUUGGAUUUAAGUAAGAAUGCGAUGUACCACUCUCGCACGAAGCACAUUGAUGUCAGAUAUCAUUGGCUACGUCAAGCAGUGGAAGAACAACAGUUCAAGUUGGAAAAGAUUCACAUUGACGAAAAUCCUGCUGACAUGAUGACGAAAGUUAUAACAGGAGGAAAACUUCAGCUUUGUGUCGAGCUGAUCGGCAUGGUUUGCAUGUGA